AUGUCAAACUCACGACGAUCCAACGUUUCAAACCUACCAAACCCGGAUAACGCACAAUAUGCGAUAUCCGUUCGAGACUCAAACGGUAUCCAAAUUGAAAUCCGAGCACACCUACGUACUCGUGAGGACCAGGAGAUUACAUCGGGACACAAUGCCCUUUUUCUACAGUUCCCACGCGCCACCACACGCGCAGGCAGCGCGUGGGUGUCCAAAGCGAUAACGCUUCACUAG
Messenger RNA from Prunus armeniaca (apricot), 231 nucleotides. Lineage: Eukaryota; Viridiplantae; Streptophyta; Magnoliopsida; Rosales; Rosaceae. The record is from the annotation of a GenBank genome assembly.